Molecule: messenger RNA, 1290 nt
Organism: Musca domestica (house fly)
Lineage: Eukaryota; Metazoa; Arthropoda; Insecta; Diptera; Muscidae
Exons: 2
Coding region: 28-381 (117 amino acids)
Source: RefSeq, a predicted model, not a curated record
ACAUCGCGAUCAGUUCUUCAAUAAAAAAUGAAAGUUAUUCUGUGUGCUGUUGUUGUGCUAGUGGCCUGUGUCACAUUGGCCGUAAGUCAUACACAAACUUGGGGUAAACGUCUACGAGGUGAUCGACUUUUGUAUAAUCAAAUAUUUGUCACGCUUCCAAGACCCGGCACCGGUCAAAUACGGGGAAUACGUUUUCCCACCAGGGGCAAUUCAAAUAGCGCUCUCAUAUCCGAAAUAUAUAUUGUGGAUAAUUUCAAAAAUCAAACCGGUUUUGUGCCAAUCCUAAAGAGCGGUGGACCAGGCCGAGCUUUUGCCACCAUUGAAUUGCGGGGUUAUUAUGGCAAAGGUUUCAAUGGCACCAUCAGGAUUUUUGGAAAAUAAUUACCGAAGCAAUUUAUGUCAAAAAAAUUAAUAAUCAAUGGUACAAUUAAAAAAUUAAUUUUUGUUGUCAUAAAUAAACGAUUUAAAUGGUGUAUUAUUAGAAAAUUAAAAAAGAAAUCCAUGAAAUAUUUAAAAUGGAAUAAAUCCAAUAUUAGGUUGCCAAAGCUUUAAUAUUUACCUAGAAUAUUUAUCAGGUGUUGAUAUUAAAUUACUUGAAUUAUCAUCGCCUGGAUAAAAGGGUGAAUUGAGUUCAUUGUGCAGAGAUCGAUUAAAGGAGGAGCUGAGCUUGUAGUCGGCACAUUAUAUUAAUACCCGCUGCCAUAUGGCUAGAGAGACCAUAGCACAUGAUGCUGUUAAAAUCGUGUCUCAUGGAGAUAACGGUCUUAGACCAAAUCCGUUUCAGAAAUCAGAACAUCGCCAUAUAAUUAUCAAAGAGAGGUCGAGUUCAGAGAUGGACAAUAUCGGUCCAUUAUAAAACAUUAUCCAAGUGGAAAUUCUCAGUUAAUGCCACUACUACUACACUAGUGGACACUAUCCCCCAUUGCUUCUAGUACCUCCCCUACAAAGUGUCAUAUACAGGGUAAGAUGAAAAAUAUCACACUGCUGUCAUUUCUAAGGCACUGCUGUCAUUUCUAAGGCACACUCCGACAGCUGUUAAAAUUAUUCCAGUGACAGCUCAUAAUAUUGUUUACAAGCGUACAAAAGCAUUUUGUUCAGAACUUUCUAGAAAAACAGUUAUUCGUGAUUGAAUUUAAGCGUGAUAGUGUGAUUUUCUGGAAAACCAAAAUUGGCUGUCGUUAGAGCACACCAGCAUUUAAAUGUGAAUAAAUCUUUUGUGUCUUGUACCAUCGCUCGUUACCGUGCUACUGGUAGCAUAGCCCGACGUCAAUGAAUGGGACGAUAAAAUAA